UUUUGUCAAAACGGUUAAAACCGAUCUAUUUCAUCGCGUCAAAUUACUUAUUAAUUAUUUUUUACUAUAUAUGUAUUAGCAUCUAUUAUUAUUUGUUGACUUGAAACUGAAUUUUCUGUCGCUUCGUGAACGAGACACGAGAAAGUUUGCGUUUUCCACGCAGAAAUUUCACCGACCUCGCGACUCGUCGGGCUGCCGGAAUCCGAUAUAAUCGGUUAUAAUGUACAGAUAAUGAUAUCUCCAUUUCCGUCAUACGACGAGCUACUGAAUAGCGCUUUCGCAAACAUUAGUUUGAUCGCCGACAAGACCUGGACCUUCGAUCUGGAAGAUCCUUUCCGAAAGUUAAAUCACUCUCUUUGGAUUCAAAGUUGCGAAGUAACCGCGAAGUACGAGGAAUAUGGUGAUUAUCGUCCAAGACUCGUUCGAGACGUCAUCUCCGAAUCGCGCUUGGCGAAAUACGGUAAUUACGAGUACGACGAGCAGCAUGAGAGAAUGUACAGGCCGGACGACGGUAAAUCGUCGGGUAGCGUGCCUUGCCACUUCCGUUCAGCUACGGAGGCUGUGGAACCGUGGAUGCUUCCUGAAGUUCAAGAACACUUCGCCCGGUUAAUUUCGUCCAGUUGCACGCGAUCACAUCGGGAACCCUCAGCAAUACAAAUACUAAAGAGUAACACUGCGAGGAGGGAUAAUGAAACCGUCGCUUGCUCGAACUUCCAAUUGGACUGGAACGAGAGCUCGAAAAAGCGACGUCAAAAGACCAGUCCAAAAGGGAGCAGAAAAAUUGGAUUGCGCGAUGAAUUACUUUCGGCUUAUAAAUCUGACGAGGGCGGAAAAUCAAUCAGAAUGUUUGCCCGUCAUCGCCGAUACACCGCCGAGACUGCCGCGGAAAUGCAGCUGCAGUUCCGCAUCGAGAGCAACGCUGUGCGCGACAUAUGGAACUCCGAAAAGUUUCAACAACAGCAGCAGCAACAGCAGCAGCGAUGCCAUCGACAGAACCAACAAUCACGUACCGCACAACAGACGCAGCCUGUCACCCAACAUCAUCAGUUCUACUACACAUUGCAGUAUCAACCCUUGAUCAUGCGAGAAUAUCAGCGAAAACCGUUAUUAUCACCUCCACCAUUACCACCACCGCCGCCGCCACCACCAGUUUUGAGCGCCGAAGUGCCUGAAUUCUUCCCGAAGUCGAGCCUACCUCCGAUAGCAUAUAACUUGAAUAAUGACAAAGAGCGCAAGACUUGCCAGAUACGGUACUUCCCGUCGUUGAAUGACAGGAAUUACCAGAACGAGUUGUUUCCUCAUAACAGGCCGCAGCAGGAGACUGCGGCAACUGUCUUCCCAGUAAACAAUGCUAGAAUGUCCAUAUUAUCAGCGACAGAGAUGAAUGUGUUUCGUUCGCCUCAAGAAUGGAUUCACAGAGUGGCACCACCAGUGCAAUUGCAGUUGACAGCGUCUUCCUCGUCACCAUUAUCAAUCUGCACGCCGCUGCAACCAAUUCACGAUGCUGCAAUUGUCGGCCAUCGUCCUUUACAGAUGUACGAGAAAUUUUUACCUUGUACCCAGCCAAGUUCAACGACACCCAUACCUGUGUAUCAGCGACCGGUGGAACUGUACCAGGAACCAAUGCUGAAGCGGAAGAAUCAAGGAGUCGACUUUAACAAUCUCAUAUUACUAACAAAGAACAGCAUCAAGACGCGACGAGGCCACUCGAAGCCCCCUGUUCAGCAGCCUUUCCUUCUGGAUUCCAGACAGAGCCUAAAAACUUCCAGUCGCAACGUGCAGGUGCAAUGGUUCGAUAGGGAUCACAGUGUGAAGAAAACGAAGGAGGUCGUGACCGUAAACGCACUCGUGUCCGAGCUACGCAGUUUUGAGGAAAAGUACGAAUACUGCAGAGGAGCCGAUACUAGCUGGAGAACGGUCGCCGAAUCAUCACAAGAUCAGCAAAGGUUGUCUGAAACUUCGUUCCGGUUGAAGGAUGGAAUAUAUGGGAACGAGAGCUCGAAGCGGCCGCUUUAUAGGGACGUUCUAGCAAAUGCCUCGAACGAGGAGAUCUUAGAUAAUGUCUUCGAGAAGAGGUACGACGAGCUUGAACAGCAAGCGAUGGAACAAUAUAGAAAUUCGGAGGAGUCACUGGCGCUCAAAUAUCAGGAAUUGGAACGUCAAGCAAUGGAACAAUACAGAAAUGGUAAUACAGGAGAUGAAAAGCGCUCGAUGAAUCAGGAUUGUGUCGAUGGACAAAGAUGUUCGGAAUACGGACACUGCAAUCCCGUAAAAAGACAUGCAAGAAGAAAAAGUUCUUGUUUUCCGCAAAUCACUCUAUUAAAGCCGAAGGGUAAAUCCUUGCCAAAUGUCUGUCAUGGCAAUGACAGUAAUCAUCAAGCAACCAUCGCUUCAAGAAGUUUAUCCGCAUUGACCGAAUCGUCGAAGAGAUCGAAAAACAUAUGUAAGGGUGCAUCAGGAGAUAAAAUCGAUACGAGUGUCUCAGUUCGAGCAUCGUCAAAGCGGCGUCUGAUACUGAUGUCACCCUUCGAACGCAAAUCAGAGGCCAGACAAAUAAUGAAGGCGACGGAACUACAAAAUAUUUGCUCGUUCUCUCAAACAAAAAACAACGUCCUUGAUUAUUAUCGGACUUCCGAAAUUGCCCAGAAUGGCAGCGGUGAUGAAAAUAUAACAAUUAUACAGUCACCUGGUAAUGAAGUUUGGUUGUCCGGAUUCUGGACUACUUAAGAGCAAUUUAACGAAUUUCCUUGGGAAAAAUUGAAAGACUAUCGAAGUUCCUUUGCCAAGACGACAUCGGUGGAUUGAACUGGAGAAAUUCUUCAGAAAUAAGAAGCAAGUCAUGACUUAUAAUAUAAUUAAUAUUAUAGGCAUAUAUGUAUUAUGAAUAUGUAUGUAUGUAUGAGAAGUAAGUUAUAGCGUAUUCAUGUGAUACACGUAUAUUGAUAUACAAUC
Molecule: messenger RNA, 2952 nt
Organism: Trachymyrmex cornetzi
Lineage: Eukaryota; Metazoa; Arthropoda; Insecta; Hymenoptera; Formicidae
Exons: 11
Coding region: 232-2727 (831 amino acids)
Source: RefSeq, a predicted model, not a curated record